Messenger RNA from Mycena indigotica, 327 nucleotides. RefSeq names its product Stress-response A/B barrel domain-containing protein. The record is from RefSeq and is a predicted model, not a curated record. Lineage: Eukaryota; Fungi; Basidiomycota; Agaricomycetes; Agaricales; Mycenaceae. The transcript is spliced from 5 exons. Bases 1 to 327 code for a protein of 108 amino acids.
AUGACGAUCCAACAUCUGACGCUAGCAAAGUUCCGCAUUGGAAUGACAACAGAGCAGAUGGAGGAGGCAUACAAGACAAUCCACCGCCUUAUGCAGGGUGCUCUCCUCGUUCCAGGUGUCAAGAGCUUCACAUCGGGGCCACCUAUGGACAGAAAGGGAACUCGAGGCUAUCAAGUUGCGUUGAUAGUCGACUUCGAAAACAUGCAAGCAUUCAGAGCGUAUAUCCCGCAUCCGCAUCACCGUUUAAUGGCCGACUUUGUGUACAGCAUCGCUCAAGAAAAGCCGCUUUCGUAUCAAAUCGACACAGACCAGAUAGCAAAACUGUAA